AUGGACUCUGGUGAGGCCGAGACGGAGCAGCCGCAAUCACAGCUGCACCCGCCUCAUCCCAGCCUUCAUCCCAGCCUUCAUCCCAGCCCUCAUCCCAGCUUCGACGACCCUCAGCACGAGACGAUACAAUCCACACAAUCUACCGACGAAGACUCUCAGACGCCCCUCGGCCAGUCGCACGCGUCGGCUUGCCAUGACGAGUCGCCCCAAGACGACCCAACACCUAUCAAUGGCGCGCCUGCGAGGCCCAGUUCAAAGCCAACAUCUGCCCACGAACUCCACUCUUACAUGCCCGCCGACGCUCAGCACGGCCGGACCCCCAGCACCAUCUCCUCGUGGAGCACCAACUCGGAUCGCCAACUCGGUCAUGGUGGCAGCACCAGCAGUGACGCAGAGCCUUGCGAUAGGGUAUUUCCCAUUCGCUCUGUUGUUAGCGUCGACGAGUCGCAACCCACGCCUUGGGUGUUGGCGCGCAAUUCCGCCGAUUUCGAGUACUUCCCACGCCAAGAUACGACCUGGAAUGGCCGCCGCCCCAGCAAUCCCCGUGUGGUAACCGACUCGUCCGCCGGGGUACGACGGGUCGAGACACUACCUCCAUCGUCUGCAGGCGUGGGAUCGCCUACCGACAGGGUUGUCUCUAGCCGGUCAAAGAGACACCACACUGUCUCCGAGUCCAGGAUCGGGAGUCCGUUGCCAGACGGCGAGCGGCUUGCCUCCGCCGGACCUCCACCGAUGUUCAACGACACAGCCUCGGACGCCUCGGACCGGACGGGGCCGAGCAGGCAUCUGGCUGAUGGCGAUAGUGAGGCUGGUGUCUCCACUGGGCGUGCCACUCCCGCUGAUCUUAACGAGGACUUGGUCACCGUGCGCUUUCAGCACGUCCUGACUGAGGAUGGCCACGCCGUCAUCACCGGCCGGGACAGCACUAUGCAGCGAUGUGAGGAUGAACCAAUCCACACCCCGGGCGCUGUGCAAGCCUUCGGUCUCCUCGUCGUGCUCAGGGAGGACCAUGGUGGCCGCUUUUCUGUACGGACGGUGAGCGAAAACUCGGGACGAAUCAUCGGCUUUUCACCUCAACAACUCUUCAAGUUGAACAGCUUUACGGAAAUCUUCAGCGAAGAACAGGCGGAAAAUUUGCUUGAUCAUAUCGACUUCAUCCGUGAUGACGAGGCAGACCCCGUCUCUAAUGGGCCGGAUGUCUUCAGUAUAUCCGUGCGCCCGCCAAAGCAAAGAACCAUCAAGCUGUGGUGUGCCAUGCAUAUCAACGACAGCCAUCCUGACCUCAUUCUUUGCGAGUUCGAACUCGAAGAUGAUGCCCAGCACCCCCUGCGCCCGCCCGACGAAAAUUCAUCAGACGAGCCCGAAGACACGCUCUACCAACAGCCCACCGCAGAAGAGCUCCAUGAGAGUACAGAGGUUGGCAGCAGGCCCCUUAGGGUGCUCAGGAGCGCGCGCAAGAGGCGUGGAGAGGCCGGGGCCAUGCAGGUCUUCGAUGUCAUGUCUCAGGUCCAGGAACAGCUCGCAAAUGCCCCCAACCUCGAAAAGUUCCUCAAGAUCUUGGUCGGCAUUGUCAAGGAGCUCACAGGCUUCCACCGAGUCAUGGUCUACCAGUUCGAUUCGGCCUUCAACGGGAAAGUCGUAACUGAACUAGUCGAUCCCGCCGCGACACGAGAUCUAUACCACGGCCUACACUUUCCUGCAUCUGAUAUUCCGAAGCAAGCCCGCGAGCUGUACAAGCUUAACAAGGUAAGGCUCCUGUACGACCGGGAUCUCGAGUCGGCAAGGUUGGUGUGCCGUACCCUUGAAGACCUCGAGACACCACUCGAUCUGAGCCACGCUUACCUCCGAGCCAUGUCUCCUAUCCACCUCAAGUACCUUGCGAAUAUGGCUGUUCGGUCCUCCAUGUCCAUAUCAAUCAACGCCUUCGGUGAGCUAUGGGGACUCAUCACGUGCCACGGCUACGGCAGAAGAGGCAUGCGCGUGCCCUUUCCCAUCAGAAAGAUGUGUCGACUGGUGGGGGAUACAGCAUCGCGAAACAUCGAGCGACUCUCCUACGCCUCCCGCCUGCAGGCGAGAAAGCUCAUCAACACGAUGCCGACAGACAAGAAUCCUUCGGGCUACAUCAUCGCCUCGUCCGACGAUCUUCUGACGCUCUUUGACGCCGACUUCGGCAUGCUCUCUAUUCGAGGCGAGACCAAGAUUCUGGGGAAGAUAGAGCAGUCCCAAGAAGCACUUGCCAUGCUCGAAUAUCUGCGCCUGAGAAGCUACACUUCGGUGCUGACCACGCAAGACCUUCGGCAGGAUUUCCCGGACCUCCGCUACCCUCCAGGUUUCGCUGUCAUUGCGGGCCUACUGUACGUGCCCCUCAGCGUGGGUGGCAACGAUUUCAUAGUCUUCUUUCGCAAGGGUCAAAUCAGAGAGGUAAAAUGGGCGGGCAACCCCUACGACAAGGUCAUAAAAGAAGGCACGGCACAAUACCUUGAGCCACGGUCGAGCUUCAAGGUCUGGCACGAGACCGUCGUUGGCAAAUGUAGAGAAUGGACUGAGGAGCAGGUCGAGACUGCUGCUGUCCUCUGUCUAGUCUACGGCAAAUUCAUCGAGGUCUGGCGACAAAAGGAAGCCGCCCUGCAGAAUAGCCGACUGACCCGACUACUGUUGGCCAAUUCUGCGCAUGAGGUGCGCACGCCCCUCAAUGCCAUCAUCAACUACUUGGAGAUUGCCUUGGAAGGGUCGCUUGAUCACGAGACGCGAGAAAAUCUGGCGAGGUCCCACUCGGCUUCCAAGUCUCUCAUAUAUGUCAUCAACGACCUACUGGACCUCACCAAGACCGAAGAGGGACAAAACCUGAUUAAAGACGAGAUUUUGGAUCUGCCAGCGUGUAUCCGUGAGGCGACGGAGGCAUUCCAGGUGGAUGCUAAACGGAAAGGCAUAGCGUACGAUGUUAUCGAGCACCCGGGCCUUCCCCAAUACGUCCAUGGUGAUUUCCGCCGAGUGAGGCAAGCGGUCUCCAAUCUGACCGCCAACGCGAUGCAACAUACGACGGCAGGAUCCAUCAAGGUGGAGGCCUAUGUCAUCGAAGUGCUCGAAUCCCGCGUGCGGGUCGAGAUCGCAGUGCACGACACGGGCCGUGGCAUGAGCAAUGAGAAAUUGGACAACCUCUUUCAGGACCUGGAGCAGGUCAGCAGUGCCGAUCUCGGCGAUCCUACGGCUCUUGACGAAGAGGUCGAGAAGCCGGGAAACGAGCGCACCCUGGGCCUCGGGCUUGCCGUGGUUGCGAGAAUAGUGCGAAAUAUGGACGGCCAAUUGCGGCUGAAAUCCCAAGAAGGGAAGGGGUCGAGGUUUGUCAUACAGCUUCCGUUCGAAAUACCAUCGGGAAAGUCGCUGGAAAAGCUAGCCGCGAGCGACGACUCGGUCGAUUCCAAGGCGACGUCGACGCUUGCUUCGGUCACCAAAGCUCCGCCGCCCGCGGAAGAAGGCGAGGUCCUGCUGGUCGAUCGGGGUAGCGCCAACGCUGUCGGCCGUCAGCUCAGCGAGAAGAGAAGCUUCGACGAGACAACAAGUAUGAGCAGUGCGAUGACCGGUGCCAGCGUUGGUGUUCGGAGCAACAUGAGCGAUGCAGAGCGUCUGAUCGACGCCAUUCAGACUCCGCUAUCUCUGGGAGACCCAGACGAGGAAUCUCUCGACAUCGAGCGCCGGAACUCCGGUGUAGGACAUCAUCGUCGAAUGAAUACUAGCACCACAUCGCUACCUGGACCCGAUGCGAUACAGCCCCCACCUGCCAUCCACACGAGUGACCCAGAGCGGCCUCUGCACUUGCGACGGUCGACUACGAUUCCAGCCAAGCCUCGAGGUGACGCCGACUCGCCUGGGCAGCUGUAUGUCAAGGACACCAAGACGCCCAUCAUGCCUGUCAAGGUGCCCGAUGAAUACUUGGAGCAGCCAACGGCACCCCAGACAGGUACGUCGUCCCGAGUCCUGUUCGAGAUUCCCGACAAGUCCAGCCCUGGCAGCGCAACGACAGGCAAGCAUGAGCCGUCAUCUGCCACGGACUCGGGCAAGUUGCGGGUUCUCGUGGCCGAGGAUGAUCCGAUUAACAUGAAGAUACUGAAGAAGCGGCUGGAGAAGGCCGGGCACGCCGUCACGCACGCUACCAACGGCGAGGUCUGUGCCAUCGUCUACAAAGAGAAGCCGGCCGCUUUCGACAUCAUCCUCAUGGACAUGCAGAUGCCGAUCGUCGAUGGUCUCUCUAGCACCAAGAUGAUCAGGGCGUUCGAACGGUCGGACGAGUGCUCGGCAUUCUCUUCCUUGGCCAGCAGCCACGGGGGAGUCCCGAUCUUUGCCGUGUCGGCGUCCCUUGUGGAGAAGGAGAAGCCAAUCUAUGUCGAAGCCGGGUUUGAUGGCUGGAUUCUGAAGCCGAUCGAUUUCAAGCGCCUCAACGUCCUGUUGGAGGGGAUUACCAAAGACGAUGUUCGCGAGCAAUGUCUCUACGAGACAGGAGAAUGGGAACGAGGUGGUUGGUUCACGCGCAGGUCACCUUCCAAGUCGUUCAAGACUAUACACAAAGAUUGA
This is a messenger RNA of Anthostomella pinea, 4569 nucleotides long. Lineage: Eukaryota; Fungi; Ascomycota; Sordariomycetes; Xylariales; Xylariaceae. The record is from the annotation of a GenBank genome assembly.